Molecule: messenger RNA, 1318 nt
Organism: Salarias fasciatus (jewelled blenny)
Lineage: Eukaryota; Metazoa; Chordata; Actinopteri; Blenniiformes; Blenniidae
Gene: qdpra
Product: quinoid dihydropteridine reductase a
Exons: 7
Coding region: 73-786 (237 amino acids)
Biological process (GO): L-phenylalanine catabolic process; tetrahydrobiopterin biosynthetic process
Cellular component (GO): cytoplasm
Molecular function (GO): NADH binding; NADPH binding; 6,7-dihydropteridine reductase activity
Source: RefSeq, a predicted model, not a curated record
UCCUCCUCCUCCUCUUCUCUAUAUCUGCCCCGGCUCUCCUCCCGGCUCUCCUCCUUCAGUCUCUCCGCGGUCAUGGCUUCUCCUCACCGGGUCAUCGUGUACGGGGGUCGCGGCGCUCUGGGCUCCCAGUGCGUCCAGCACUUCAAGUCCCGCGGCUGGUGGGUCGCCAGCAUCGACAUCGGGACCAACGAGGAGGCGAACGAGAACGUGCUGGUGAAGCUGAGCGAGUCUUUCCCGGAGCAGGCGGGACAGGUGACGACGGAUGUGGCUCAGCUGCUGGGGGAAAACAAAGUGGACGCCAUCUUGUGCGUGGCGGGCGGCUGGGCAGGGGGCAGCUGCAGUUCCAAAGACCUGUAUAAGAACUCGGACCUGAUGUGGAAGCAGAGCGUGUGGACGUCCACCAUCUCCAGCCACCUGGCGGCGCUGCACCUGAAGCCCGGCGGCCUGCUGACGCUCGCCGGGGCCAAGGCGGCCCAGUCGGGCACCGCAGGUAUGAUCGGAUACGGCAUGGCCAAAGCGGCCGUCCACCAGCUGUGCCAGAGUCUGGCUGCCAAGAACAGCGGGAUGCCUGCAGGGGCGGCUGCUGUGGCCAUACUGCCCGUUACCUUGGAUACGCCGAUGAACAGGAAGUUCAUGCCUGACGCGGAUUUCGGCUCGUGGACGCCGCUGGAGUACAUCGCUGAGAUGUUCUUCAGCUGGGCCUCGGGGGAGAACCGGCCGGCGUCGGGCAGCCUGAUGCAGCUGCUCACAUCUGGAGGAGAGACUCAGGCUGUGGCCGCUCAGUAGAGGACGGAGGGAUGGAGGGAGGUGGAGAGGAGGCAGCAGCAGCAGCAGACGGCCUGGUCUGGGCCUCAAACGCAGCCGUGUAGCGCCAUCUAGCUGCAGAUCAGAUGUAACUCGGUCAUUCAAGUGUCGUUCUGCUUCUUUUUGGUGCGGAGGGGUGGGAAUGUGCUUUCCUGAGUGUUGUUCUGCUGAAUAAUCCCAGUGAGUCCAGUAAUCCUCAUCCUGAAGGCCUGCUCAGAGGAAACCAGUGGAGUGGCCUUAUUCAGCCAGACGGGAGCUGAAGGACGGCAGCAGACCGACCACACGCCACGUCAGAAGGGUUUGCUGUCGGUUCAGAGUCCCUCCUCCAGGUUCAGUAGAGAUGAACCGGGUGUCUGGUCAGGCUCCGCUCCGCUCCUUCACCUCCUCUUCUGUUUUCUAGCUUUCAAAGUGUCCUUGGUGUCGCGGUGUGGAACUGUGCUUUCUCCCUCCCGUUGUUUUAUAUCUGGUGUUGUAACCGUGUCAAAUUCACAAUAAAGAGAGAAAUUGGAAGAAC